Messenger RNA from Serendipita indica DSM 11827, 4905 nucleotides. NCBI's taxonomy places the organism in Eukaryota, Fungi, Basidiomycota, Agaricomycetes, Sebacinales, Serendipitaceae. The record is from the annotation of a GenBank genome assembly.
AUGCCGCCAGCAGUCCCGAUUCCAUCUAAUUCAUCGACAUCACGGCUGGAGCAUAUGCUUGCUAGCUUUGACGAGGCUAGCAGACAGCGGUUUGGUGGGAGGAGAGACUCUGGUCACGGGCCAACGCUGCCAGGCAUCACGACCGCAAGUACUACUCCUCCAGUCCAUCCUUUUGCACAGAGCGUGUCUAGUUCGUUCCGACCACGCGUAAUUCGCGGCCCAACCACGCCCACAGAUGGGCAACCAUCAUCGGUUGGAACUCGGCCGUCGAUUUCACCAACACGCCUAAGAGCUGGCUCUCAUCUAUCCAAUAGACCACAGGCGAGCGUCAGCGCAUUGCCGAAUGCUGUCAGGGCAGGGCUCCCCACCUUUACUCCCCCCGCGUAUCUCGCAAACGCACUCAUGGCGAAUCUCUUUCAUGGCGGUCCACCACCUCCACAAGCUAUUGUACCAAACAGCAGAGUCGCACCAGAUCCACAACAAAUCAUCUCUGACAGCGAAGACUCUUCGCAUGGUCAUUCUGGUCUUUCGUCUCGCCGAAGAUACAGGAUGCAGAUCCCCAGGAAUUUCACGUCAUGGCCCACUGCAUUGCCUAUCCCAACUCAGUGGAGCGAGACUGACAAGCAUAACCACCUGAUCGUCUCAUCCAAUGGAAAGGAAGUCAACUUUUCAGGACACUCGGGCACGUCAGAGACGGGAAGUGCCGCCGCUAUUCGAGCAGAAUGCUCGAUUCCUGCAGCUUGCGGCGUCUAUUAUUACGAGGUGAAGAUUCUCGAUCGGGGCUAUAGAGGGCAAAUCUCUGUAGGGUUUGCCACCAAGGAACUCCAUGUCUCCAAACUUCCUGGUUGGGAGGCCGGUUCUUGGGGGUAUCAUGGUGACGACGGACUCGCGUUUGGCGGUCAACCCCGACCUGGAUCUGAGUUUGGGCCUCACUUUAGCACCGACGAUGUUAUUGGCUGCGGGAUCAACUUUCUCGACCACAACGCAUUCUUUACCAAGAAUGGAACCCUAAUCGGCUCCGUCUUCAGCGACAUCCCAGAUCGCGAUGUCUACCCGGCAAUUGGUCUCCGAUCCUCAAAUGAGCAUAUACGAGCCAAUUUCGGCGACUCCCCAUUUUUGUUCGAUAUAGACGCUCAUGUCUCUAGAAUCAAGCUCAAGGCAUGGAAAGAUGUGCAGAGCCACACCACCAUCCUUAGUAGAUCUCAACCUCAGGCAUCACACUACGACAUCAGCUCUGUAGACGUUUCUAAGCGCGAGCAUUCCGAUGACGGUCUUGCGCGUGCCGCACGCGAUCAGCAGGAGGGUCUUCGAGGAGCGAUGGCUGACCUAGUUAUGGACUAUCUAGUCUUUCAAGGAUAUGCCAAGACGGCCCGCGAGUUUCGCUCACAACUUCUUGACCGAGUAUCCAAGAAGCCUGAAACCCCUGCAAAAACAGAUCCCGCCAUGGACGUCGACGAGCUUCCGCUUUCCAUUGCAGUCCGUCUCCGACUUGAUUCUAUGGAGCAUCGAACCCGCGCUGUCAAUGCGGUGAGAAACGGUGAUAUCGACCUUGCUUUAUCCAUUAUGCAAUCGCACUUUCCGGCAUCGUUGACGCACGACGAAGGACUCUUGCGCUUCAAGCUUCAGUGUCAGCAAUUCGUUGAGCUCAGCUUGGAGGCACAGGAAGUCAAACGAAGGAGCGAUAAGGAACAUGAACCACCUGAAGUCGACGCGGCUAAAUCCGGUUCUGUCCCCACAGAUGGCGCGUUUGCCAUGGACCUGGACGACGACGAGCACGUCGUGCCCUCAUCCCCAGCGUCUCGAGGGUAUGUCGUGUGGGCCAAUGGAAACUCUGGUUCUUCUGUCGCCAAAGGGAAAGGGAGGCCGAACGCUCGAAGACGUUCGAGUGCAAGCAGAACCGGUGGUCGGUCCCAGUCGCGCAAUCGUGGCGAGUCUGGUUCUCUUCUCUCCCCAAUUUCCCCCUCUGCCAUGGAAGAAGAUAAAAUUCAGGUAAUCCGAUAUGUGGAACGUGUGGUCGAGUACGGGAUGCAGUUCAGAAAGGAGUGGGAGUCGGACACGCGUCCUUUUGUCAAAGAGCAACUUCGUCGAACCUUUGGUCUUGUUGCUUAUGAUAAUCCACGAACGGACCAGCGCAGCAAAGAUCUUGUUUCCGAGGAAGCCAGGCUACAGUUAGCGGAUGAGGCGAACCGGGUUAUUCUUCUCUCUACCGUCAACGAACCCAUGCCUCUCAUUGAACGAAUGUACCGCCACUCGAAUACGACGAUGCAAGCCUUGGGGGCCAUUGAAGUAGGGGCAGCUUCAAGCAGACGACCUCCACCAUUGAAGCGCCUCUGGCACCUGGACGACGCUACAUUGGAAGUUCUUCCACGCUCGAGCUCGAAUACGCACUCCCAAGCUCGAAAAAUACAAAGUCGAAGUGGACUUGGGACGGACCAACCCCGUGUUCAGCACACCGACUCGAUUCGCAUCACCAUCAGCGCCUUUUCAGAUACAUUUCAUCUUCAUCUACAACCAAACUCUGACCUCAUUCAUCCAGCCGCACGCGUUACAUAUUAUCGACCUGGCAACGACAAGGGAGCCUCCGUCGUCGAUCGUGUCCAGCCUCUACUACCGCAUAAGUUUCUCGUUUUUGGCGGAGAUGUCAUAGACGAAGAGUUUACGGAUGCCAAGGCGGAAGAAGACGUUGCUGGGGGUGUCAUCCGCCCUCCUUAUGCACCUUACCCAAGUGGGCACAGAGGCUGGGCACGCAUCACCGUCUUGGAUGCUGGUGACCCAUUGGAGGAUAGGCUUCCUGUUUUCGAAGGCGCUUUCUCUGUCGACGGCGUCGUUCACCACGUCUUGACGCGCGAUAAUUAUUUGCGUCUCAAGUAUCCCGAAGACCCCGAACCUGAACCAGUAUACGACUCGGAGAUGGUCAUAUUUCGUGACAUUGAUCUCAUGUCGCAUGCAGAGGCAGAGGCAGCGCGACUUGGGGUUCCCAUCGAGCAGGUUGGACCCGUCAAGAAUCCACUCUCCUGUGCACAUGAUAGGCUUGGCUACAACGUGGAUCCCUCGCACCCUGUACUGCGGUACGGUGCCGGGUUUGAUCGUCUCGCGCCACCAUCUUGGUUGGAUCCUCUUGGAAUAAUAUCGCCAAGGGAGAGCGGCGGCUUUAACGCUACUCUGCUGCGGAAACGCCAAGGAGACAUUGGAGGAGGCGCUAACUCGAGCUCAAACUUUAUUGAUACUAUUGGCCAAACUGCUGGUUGCCCGACCACCCAACAGAUUAUUUACAUUGGUGUUGCUGCGGAUUGUACCUAUACGCAAUCAAAUGGAGGCAAUACCAAUGCAACGCAAAAUAUCCUGCGCACAUUCAAUACGGUCAGCCUGCUGUACAAAUCCACGUUCAACAUUAGUUUGGGUAUCGUCGAACUCCAGAUCAGUGAUCCUACCUGCCCAACAAGUGACCCCACAAACCCAUGGAAUGUCCCUUGUGGCUCGGUGAGCCUAAACGAGCGGCUGUCCCUGUUUUCGGCUUGGAGAGGCCAAAAGUUUGAUGCACUUUCAAACCCUGCGAGCGAUCCUACCGGACUUUGGCACCUCAUGAGUGGCUGUCCUUCUGGAGGUACCUCUGCAUCCCAAGAGGUUGGUGUAGCAUGGCUUGGGACUGUCUGUAUGAAAAAGGCGACCGGCAACGCUCCUUCUGUUGUAUCCGGGACUGGCGUUUCCACCGCGGGCAGGACGGAAUGGCAAGUCAUCAGCCACGAAAUCGGUCACAACCUUGGGGCCAUUCACGAUUGUACGGCCGGUUGCACACUCUCAAGUAACUGCUGCCCACUGAACAGCGGCCAAUGCGACGCCACGAAUCAGUUCUUGAUGAAUCCCACUUCAUCCGCAACGGAAAAGGUAUUCAGUCCGUGCACGAUCGGAAACAUAUGUUCGUUGAUGCGUAGCUCUAGUAUCGACACUAGCUGCAUCAAACCUCCGGAUGUAACACAGCGUACCUUCUCGCUUCAGAUGUGUGGAAACGGCAUUGUUGAAGCUGGUGAAGAAUGCGAUCCCGGCGCGGGGAGUACUUCGUCAUGCUGCGACCCAGCGACAUGCAAACUUAUCAACAAUGCCGUGUGUGACCCGUCGAGUAGCUCAUGCUGCACAAGUUCUUGUCAAUUCGCGCCGGCUGGCCAGAUUUGUCGACCUGCAAAGGAUGCGAAAUGCGACGUGGCUGAAUCUUGCACUGGCACCUCAGCGGAAUGUCCGGCCGACAAGACGGCUCCAAACGGACAAUCCUGUGGGGCCGAUGGUCUGGCUUGUGCAAUGGGAACAUGCACUUCUGUCUCUCAACAAUGCAGGAUUGUCGGUGCAUCGUUGAAUUUGACCGAAGCUUGUCGAACUUCGGAUACUAGCUGUCAAAUUUCGUGCACGGAUCCUAAAAACCCAGCGCAAUGCAUCGUGCUGAACUCUCAACUCGUCGAUGGGUCCCCUUGUGGAUUUGGAGGGACUUGUAUUACCGGUACAUGCCGUUCUGGCACCUUGUUACAAACCGCAGUGGCCUGGUAUACGCAAAACUUGCAAAUUUCAAUCCCCGUGACUGUCGUGGUCGGCAUUAUCGUAAUCGUCAUUCUGUGGUCUCUCCUCAGCUGUCUGCUUCGUUCGUGUCAGAAACGCAAAAAUUCCAAUCAAAGAAUCAAUUCUGCUAUGCCAUCAAACGCCCCUGCAGCACGACUACCAAGUUGGACUCCGGGCAUGCGCGCUGCACAAUCGGUCGUACCAGCUGGACCUUUCGCUGUCCCCUCGCAACGUGUGAGACGGAACGAUAGUGGGGGCAGUAACAACAGCUCACGACGACGAGAUUUGCGGAUAGACGAUCAGCGUCGACCAUCCGACUCGUCUGAGCGGACGAGAGCGCAGGAAAAUGCACCUUUGUGA